CCUUUCUAUUUCUUCCCCAUUUCUAUUCACUCUCCCACCUCUCUCUCUCUCUCUCUCUCUCCACUUUCUCUCUCUAAAACCCUAACCAAUCAUGCACCACCACCUCCCUCACCCCGUCACCUCCACCACCGCCUCCUUCUCUGACGCUCUCCUUUCCAAAAAAGGAAAGCGCCGCGGCAGCUACAACUGCGGCCGUUGCGGUCUUCCUAAAAAAGGCCACAUCUGCCACCUUCCACCACCACCGGUCACCGAUUCUAUUUCCUCCGCCGUAACUCCGGCCGAUUCGUCGACAUCAUCCGCCAUCACCGCUGCCGUACCGGUUCCAGUUUCAGUUUCAGUUUCAGGUUCGGAUUCUCCGAUUUGUUCAAUUCGUACGGACCGGAAGUGUUCGAAGCUCCGGCGAGCGUUGUCGUUUGAUGAUAUGGAUGUUCGUGAGGAGGUUAUGGAUGUUUGUGAUGAAGUUAUGGAUGAUGACGAUGAAAUUGAGGAGGAGGAGGAGGUGGUGGAUUUUGGAUGUGGAAAGAUGCCGGUGAGUUGUAUGUGGGAGGUGAUGCGGAGGUUGCCGCCGGCGGCGUUGUUGACGGCGGCGAAGGUGUGUACGGGGUGGAGAGAUGUGACGAAGCAGCUUUGGAAGGCUGCUGAAGAGGUGAGACUUAGGAUUCCGGCGAAGGUUCAGGUUGGAUUUGUUGGAUCGGUUUUGCAGAAAUGUUGUUCUGCGCUUGUUAGACUCUCACUUACGGUGGAAAGUGAUAUGGAUUCAACUAUGCUGGCUUGCAUUGCCUUUGCCUGUCCAAAUCUUGAAUCUCUGGAGAUCAAUAUGUGUGAAGGCUCAGUUAAUCGAAUCAUGGGGGAUGAAUUGAGUCGUUUCGUUGCGGAUAAACGUUGUCUCACAACUCUUAAAAUGGAGGGGUGUUCAAACCUUGGAUCGUUUGUUCUCUGCUCUAACAUACUCUCCACUCUCUGGCUUUCAGAUCUUCAUUCACUUUCAAAGAUGGUUUUUAAUACCCCCAAUUUAAAUGAGAUAUCUCUUGAUUUUUCUCGCCAAGAGAACGAUAGCACUGAUCUUACUUCAAUGAUGGAUGGUCUCGGAAGAACCUGCCCUAGAUUACAAAAUAUUCACAUUGCUUCACUUCAUCUUUCCCAUUCCGUUGUUCUUUCUCUCACUGCUGCAAAUUUAAGGGGCUUGCGCAUGCUAUCACUUGUACUUGGAUCAGAAAUAACAGACGCAUCAGUUGUAGCAAUUUCCAAAUGCUACUCAAAUCUGGAAUUACUUGAUCUCAGUGGGUCUAGCAUAAGUGACAGUGGUCUCGGGAUGAUAUGCAAUGUGUACCCUGAGACUCUAACAAGACUCCUUGUUGCUCUAUGUCCCAACAUUACAUCAAGUGGUAUCCAGUUUGCCACCACACAAUUACCUCUUUUGGAACUCAUGGAUUGCGGGAUGACAAUAUGUGAUUCAGAAGCACAACAUCCAACCUCCGAAGACGAUUCAGAUCUACAUACAUCACCAAACAGCAAGCUGCAUCUUACACGUCAGAAGUUGUUUAUAAAACAUGCUCGAUUGAAAAGGCUAAGCCUUUGGGGUUGCUCCAGUCUUGAUUCUUUGUAUGUAAGCUGCCCGAAUCUCAAUGAUCUGAACCUCAACUCCUGUACAAAUUUAAGUCCAGAAAAAUUAGCUCUUCAAUGCCCUAAGCUGGAGAAUGUGCAUGCUGUUGGCUGUGAAGAUGUAUUAAUCCAAGCAGUUCAAACUCAGGUUUCUGAGGACUAUGCUUCUUUAGAGAAUCGUUAUUCUUGUAAAAGGAUGGCUGAUGGUUCAAAGAGAGUUGGAAUUCCAUUUUCCUUUAGCCAACAGUUGCCGGAUUAUGACAAAACCAGUUGGAAGAUUCAAAAGCGAAGGUGCACAGUGGUAGUUGAAUAAGGAGGUUAGAUUAAUUGCUGUAGAACCUAACCUGUGUGUAGUAGAUUAUUCAUUCAUGGGUGGAUAGGUUUAAAUGUAUGUUAUAAAUUUCCACCAUUUCUCCAAAUCACCUGUUGUGAAGCUGGCUGUUUGUAGGCUAAAAAACUCUUUACAUUUACAAUAAAAAUGAAACUCUGGUACACAAAGUGUAUGCUAGUAUGUUUAUAAUA
Messenger RNA from Helianthus annuus (common sunflower), 2124 nucleotides. RefSeq names its product F-box/LRR-repeat protein 17. NCBI's taxonomy places the organism in Eukaryota, Viridiplantae, Streptophyta, Magnoliopsida, Asterales, Asteraceae. The transcript has 10 exons. The record is from RefSeq and is a predicted model, not a curated record. Gene Ontology annotation, molecular function: protein binding. The coding region runs from base 92 to 1915 and encodes 607 amino acids.